AUGGCAUAUAAAGGCCCACCGAAGGUUCAGAAGGUGAUGGUACAGCCCAUCAACCUUAUCUUCAGAUAUUUGCAAAACAGAAGCAGAGUACAGAUUUGGUUGUAUGAAAACGUGAAUUUAAGAAUCGAGGGACACAUUGUGGGAUUCGAUGAAUAUAUGAACAUUGUAUUGGAUGACGCUGAGGAAGUUCACAUGAAGACUAAGAACAGGAAGCAGAUUGGAAGAAUAAUGAUGAAGGGCGACAAUAUAACGUUAAUCCAAAACGUUAACCCAAAUGCUUCUUCGUGA
Molecule: messenger RNA, 288 nt
Organism: Diatraea saccharalis (sugarcane borer)
Lineage: Eukaryota; Metazoa; Arthropoda; Insecta; Lepidoptera; Crambidae
Source: the annotation of a GenBank genome assembly